AUGGAUUGGAACGCGACUUGUGUGUGCACGUUUUGAAGUUUUAGUUGUGUAUUUUUUUCAAAUAGAAUUUAAAAAUAAUUAAAACACCGGUAUGAGAGGAGCGGACACUCUGAUACCGGCUAGAUUUUUAACUCUAACUAGUCAUUUAUCUGCGGUAAUUACUUUACUAUGGGAGAGCCAGGAGAGCACUCGACACUGUUUGCCGAGCCACUUUCACGACGAUCAUUUCCAAAUAUAUCACCACCGGUUGGUAGCAGGCUUCGCGUCGGCUCUAGCGCUAAUCCUGCUCGAGUACUUCACUUUCCUGUCCGGACUAACAAUGUUCUCACCUUCCGUGUCUCUCAUAUCGACCGCCGGCCACGGCUCUGCCUCAAUUGCCUUAACGUACUUCGUCAUAGACGGUUGGCUUUGUGACUGGUACUGGCCAAUAUUCGUCCUCUGCAGUGUACUCCCGUCUAUCUUUGAUGUGACCACAGCCUUUCUAAAUAUGUGUUCUAUCAAGUGGUGAAAGUUUCUUCUUAGUUUUAGUGUUUUAGGCUUAAGUUUUGCUGCAAAAUGAAGCUGAAGGAUUUUAUUAAUUUGUUUAUAACCACCGAGCACCAGCAUCUAACCACAUCGCACGACUACAAGGGGGGAUGGUCCCUCUACUUGGUACUAGCCGGGAUAGUAACGACUCUGGGCUCCUCGCUACCUGUUGGAUAUAAUAUAGGAGUUGUUAAUACGCCUGCCGAGGUAAUAAAAAAAUUUUGCAACGAGAGUUUCAUAAGCCGAUACGACGUAGUGCUCGACGAAAAAUGGCUGAACGUGCUGUGGUCGUCUGUCGUGUCCAUCUUCAUAGUCGGCGGCUGUACCGGGUCCAUUCUCGGAGCUGUACUCGCCAACAGCUUGGGAAGGAAAAUGGCGACAGUUCUAACGAGCGUACUGUCGGUCGCCGGCGGCCUGUUGUUUCUGCUGUGCCAAAAAGCUAACUCAGUAGAAAUGCUUAUUUUAGGAAGAUUACUAGUCGGUCUGUCUGGUGGCCUAACCACCAGCAUAGUGCCCAUGUACCUGACGGAGCUAGCCCCGCCCGCGCUGACGGGAGCCCUGGGGGUCGCGUGCCCCAUGGGGGUCAAUGUAGGCGUGCUCGUCGGACAGAUCAUGGGCUUAGAUUUUAUAUUGGGUCGUGCCGAGGACUGGCCGUACCUUCUGUCCGUCUAUGCGUUGCUAGUCAUUAUUUGUUUACCUUUGUUAUUUAUACUGCCAGAGAGCCCUAAGUACUUAUUUGUAGUUAAGAAAAACGAGGAGAGAGCUUUAAAAGAACUGAGUCGCCUCCGCGGCCGAUCACCAAGUCUACUAUCAGACGACCUUGAACUCUUACGCGAAGAGGUCCGAUGUGGGGAGGCUGCCACUCUCAAUGGAGAACAGGAGUGGUCCAUGAUCCGAGUCCUCACAGACAAGAGGUUGCGCCUGCCUCUACUCCUGGCUUGCACCAUGCAGGCUGGACAGCAGACCAGCGGGAUCAAUGCCGUAUUCUACUACUCCCAAACGAUCUUCAAGCAGGCCGGCCUCACAGAGAAGAACUCGCAAUACGCCACAAUAGGCUGCGGGUUCAUCAACGUGUGUACCGCGGUGCUCAUGCUCAAGUUAUUACCGCGGUACGGAAGAAGGCCACUACUAUUGGCGUCUAUAUUCAGCGCUUCAGUUAUAUUGGCGUCGUUGGCUGCUUGUAUGAGGUUUAUGGACGUGGUGUCGUGGAUGCCGUACGUGUGCAUGAUAGCGGUGCUGUCGUAUGUUCUAGUCUACGGGUUCGGCCUCGGCCCGAUACCCUACUUUAUUGCCUCGGAGCUGUUCGAGGUGGGUCCCCGCCCCGCAGGCAUGGCGUGGGGUUCCCUCGCCAACUGGGGGGGUAACUUCCUAGUCGGCAUGUCAUUCCCCAGCAUGAGGGAAUCCAUCGGUCCCUACUCCUUCUUGGUAUUCUCGGCCGUCACUGCUGUGCUGUUUGUCUUCCAGAAGCUAUACUUCCCAGAAACCCGCGGUAAGACUCCAACUCAAGUGACACAGUUAUGCAGUCGCGGCUUCCGAUCCAAGCCUCUCAUCUCGCCCGCCAUGUCUAGUGUAUGACGUCAUCACAACACGGGUGUAAUAUGUGACUGAUAUGUGUGUAAGUGGACUGUUUUGUAUGUUUUUUGAAGGGGGGUAAAGAGUUUUUUGGUGCAGUACUCCACACUUAAAGGUCGAAUAGUUUUUAAACAAUUAAUACUAUAGAAAUUUUAUUGAAUCAUCUUGUCUCCGGUUACUCAGUAAUAUCGGGCUAGCUGGAAGAGAUUUCUUAUGAAAUAAGCUGUGCCUUUGUACUAUCUGUUCUAUUUUUCUUCUUUCUGUAUUCUGAGUGUGUACAUAAACUGUUAAAUAAAUAAAUAAUAUCAGGCCCGUAGGUGUGUUUUUGCUAACUCAUUUAUUAGUAAUUGAUGUUCAAAAUGCUUAGCGGUUGCUUUAGUAAUUUUGUAAAUUACUGUUACGAGUUUUUACGCAUGGCCACAUUUACAGGCACUUAUUAGUCUACUUACAUCAUAAAAAUGCUGAAAUUCCAUUGUCACAAUAGUCUGAGAUUUGCCACAUUUUUUUUUGUUAGGUAAUCAUCAAAUAACCCCUCCUAACAGACCUGAGAUUUGCCACCUCUUUAAAAAAUGAACAAAUUCUUUAACCCCACUUCAAAAGUUACUAACGUAAUAUGAGCUCAAAUUGUAAACGUAUGACAGAUGUAUUAGCUAGGAUCUUUUACAAAUUAAAUGCUUUUAAGUAUAAAUAUGUAUGUAUAAUAUGGCAGCGUAUAUACAGAGUGUAUCUACAGAAACAUAUCCAUUUCUAUUUUUAUACUAGUCGAAAAUUAUCGAAUUGGUUUAACGUGGAAAAUUUCGUUGGAAUCUCUAAAAAAAUGUAUUUUAUUUUUAACUUUAAACACUCAUUAAUGUCCUCCUGAUAUUAUAAAUUUGAAAAUGUCUUUGGAUGUAUGUGUUACUAUUUCACGCAAAAGCCAAUAAAUUGGUUUGAUAUUAAAUCUUGUAUAUCAGAAUAACUUGUUAUUACUUUUAUCCAUGUGUGGGAGGUUGUUACCUCGGGAUGUAGGUAGAACCGCGGGUGAAAAUCACUAUGAUACAUUUAGCUCAAUCAACAAGACGAUUCUUUUUAUUAUUUUUUCUGAUGAUGAAUGUUUUUUUUUUGUGUUUUUCAAUUCAUGUGGUGCAAGGAUAGUCAAAUAUGCUACUGAUAUAAGUGUGCUCGGUGCAUUUUGUAUUAAAUAAGUAUUUUUUUGUAUUGUUAUACGAUAAGUGCACUUUUUAAUAUUUGCGCUAGUGCUACAAGACUUUAGGUGACUUCCAACGUUUUGGUUCAAAAUGCUGCAUUUACUUUUGGCGGUCUACAUUCAACAAAACAAUAUAAAUUUGAUCAAAUACUGUGUAAGUAGCUAGGAAAGCUGUCUGCCGGAUAAUACAGAAGUUAGAUGCAUUUUUAUGUAUCUUACAUAGCUAACUGCUUAAAAUAGCUUCUUAAAUUAAACUUCAAUUUUUUUGUAUACUUGAAUCUUUCUAAAGUAAAUGAAGCAUUGAACCACUAAGAACAAAUUAGCUGUAAGUUUCUAAGGAAAUAGUUUGUAACAGAUUCUUGCGUAUUAUCUUACAAGUCUCAGAUCCAUACUGGUUGUUGCUUGCAUGUUUAUAAUAACUGGAGUUAGGGUACCGGGUAACAACUCUACUUCAUCAUUAUCAUCCCAAUAUUAUUUGGGGUCGGCGCAGCAUGUCUUAUCCUUCCAUACUCUUUUAUAUGCAGUCAUCUCAAAAAUGACAUUCUUUCUAACCAUUUUUCACACAAUUCACCGAUCGUUUCUAUGGUCGUCCUCUUCUACUAGGUACUAUUGCUGUUUCUAAACUAUCGCAAAGUACUGUGAUUUUAGGCUUUGUUCAAUGAAAAACAAAAAAAUAAUCCGAAUUCAGAAUCUAUUUUCUUCCGACUUCCCAAAAAGGAGGAUGUUAUCAAUUCGGGUGUUUUGGGGAUCAUCAUCCUCCUGCCCUUAUCCCAAUUUUAUUUGGGGUCGACGCAGCAUUUUAUAUCUUCAUAAUCUCCGGUACUCUCACUCCAGCUAUAUCCGUCUUCAAGACGUUUUUAAAGUACAAAAUAACUAGUAUCAGUACCAUAACAGUUUUGUAAGAUCGAUAACACAUUUUGUCCAUCCAUCUCUGAACUAAAAAUAAGUAGGUAUUAUGAAUUUAUGCUUCGUGUGCCUAGUUAAGGUCGGUUACAAUACAGGUUUAGCUAGUUUUUAAAAGUAGUAUUUAUUCUUUAAAUACAGGCGUGGGGACAUAAUUAUCUGUUAAUAUGGACAGCUGGUAGAUAUUUUUGAGUAGCUAAUAUUACACCUAUACCUAAUUGUAUCUUCUUUGAAAAUAAAAAUAUGUAUAUGAAAGGUCCACUACUUGACGAAGUCACGUCUGUUUACCAGCUAGUGAGCCAUUACAAUAAUAAAAUAAGAGAUAAAUAUUCUAAACAGUUUUUUUUGUAUCGAAAUUAUUGCAUUAAUGGCAAUUAAAUUUAAUCCCUUGUAUGUCACACGGGCACUCAAUGGAGAUGAUAUAAUUAUAAUUUCAUGAAUGUAGCUAGAACUUUACUGUAACAAGUAUUUUUAUACAUAAUGUGAGUAGCCUUCGGGUCAAACAACCACAUCUGUAUUUAAAGUAUAAAGCAUAUUUUUACAAUAAUUUUCAGUGCGCACAAAUUGUAUUUAUUAUAUUAAAUACGUCCACCACUUCGUGUCUUUAAAGUUUUUUACCGUUUAUACUAGAACUUACAAACAUCACUUUAGUGCAUAAUUUAUAUUAAAAAAUAGAGGAAUAAGGAUUAUUUUGUUGUUUAAUUAUUUUUAAUUAAUUAUAAGUUUGAGGAAAUGUAAGCUCUUGUAUGCGUAGAACAUUAUUUUAUUGUGCAUUUUUACAAUAAACAUUGAAGUACCAUUUA
Molecule: messenger RNA, 4989 nt
Organism: Helicoverpa armigera (cotton bollworm)
Lineage: Eukaryota; Metazoa; Arthropoda; Insecta; Lepidoptera; Noctuidae
Product: solute carrier family 2, facilitated glucose transporter member 3
Exons: 13
Coding region: 556-2100 (514 amino acids)
Biological process (GO): monosaccharide transmembrane transport
Cellular component (GO): membrane
Molecular function (GO): hexose transmembrane transporter activity
Source: RefSeq, a predicted model, not a curated record